Molecule: messenger RNA, 360 nt
Organism: Rangifer tarandus platyrhynchus (Svalbard reindeer)
Lineage: Eukaryota; Metazoa; Chordata; Mammalia; Artiodactyla; Cervidae
Source: the annotation of a GenBank genome assembly
AUGUAUGUUCCUGUGAACUUGGUCCGGGGUGGGUGCAGCCAAGGGGUUUGCCUGCGAGUGGCUGGCAGCAGAUGGUACGAGGGCAGACUCCUUGCUUCCAAGCUGUGUGUGCACACUUGGGGGAGUUGUGCUGCAAACAACAGAAACGUAUUGUCUCCCAGUCGUGGAGGCCGGAAGUCCACGAUCCAGGCCUGGGCAUGGUCAGUUUCUCCUGAUGGCAGUGAGGGAGGGUGUGUUCCAGGCCUCUCUCCUGGGAUGGGAGAGGCCGUCUGCGCCCUGUGUCUUCAUGUCGUCUUCCCUCCAUGCGUGUCUGAGUCUCUAAGUGUCCACUUUUAUAAGGACACAGUCCCAUUGGAUUAG